This is a messenger RNA of Aplysia californica (California sea hare), 2210 nucleotides long. RefSeq names its product diacylglycerol lipase-beta. NCBI's taxonomy places the organism in Eukaryota, Metazoa, Mollusca, Gastropoda, Aplysiida, Aplysiidae. The record is from RefSeq and is a predicted model, not a curated record. Gene Ontology annotation, biological process: lipid metabolic process. Bases 149 to 2194 code for a protein of 681 amino acids. The transcript has 15 exons.
AUCAUGACCAUGCGUCACGCAAGGCCUACACAACACCAGCACACUGCUAAGCCUACUACACACUCGCACAUCAUAUCAAUAACAAACAUGGCUCCUCUUCGCAACGUAGAAUAGUAUUGUGCCAUUGCGUGUUCACCAAGCCGACAAAAUGCCGGGACUCGUGCUGUUCAACAGACGAUGGACUGUCAGCAGCGAUGACUUUGUGUUCUCGAGUGCGGGAGAAGCCGUACUUAGAAUAGCAUGGCUCCUGACACUCAUCAUCAUUCUUUCCAUCCAUCAUGAUGAUUUUGAAUGCAGUUAUGGUCAUACUCUGAGGUUUUUCUACAUUGGCACGUUAGUGCUGAAUGUUCUGGGGUUAAUAUCCAGCUUAAUCUUGCUGUAUAUUAGCAUGCAGGGAUCAAUAAAAAACGCUUACCCCCGGCGGCAUGUCUGCAAGUGCCUGUAUGCGAAGCUGCUUUUGUUCUUGCCAGAGUUUGUUUGGGUCUGUUUGUCCACGUUUUGGGCCUUUGGACACUCGUACAUAUGUGAUUACUCUGUUGUGGUAACUGCCAGGGCUGCCGUUAUCUUUUCAUGGUUGGUUUGUGGUCUUGUCAUGUUUUCGGUGCUGAUGGCCUUCGACCCGGUGGGAUCUGCCAAGAGUAGGAGUGCGGUCACUUGCAGAGUGAGUGGGCAAGGAGAUGAGUCUUUGUCCGUAAGCAAUGUGUCUGCAUCCAAAGUUUGGGAGAACAGAUGCCGUUGUAUGUGCUGCUGCAUUUCUUUCAGUCAAGAUACUCGAGAAGCUUUUUCGGAUGUUGCCAAACUUGUUGCCGACUUUUUUCAUGACCUUGACCUUGUGCCCAGUGACAUCGUGGCUGGUCUAGUCCUUGUACAGCAGGACCAGGUAGAACAGGACGAUCAGCUCAACACCGUCACAGUUGGAUCAAGUUCGAACGGACCAUCCCUACCCGUGUUCAACAACGGAGCUGCUGUGCCACAGCCUAAAAGCUGGAUGACGAUAGACAACAUGAACCACUUCUUUCGCUACGCCAUGGGCAGUUACGGGUGGCCAUUCUUCAUGUACCAACACCUCACGACUGGACUCUGCCGUCUCAGUACAAAAUUCAGGUGUUGUGCUUGUAUCCGCAAAUCAAACAGCGUUCUCCGAGACAACAUCUGCCAGUGCAACACGGCCGCCAUAAAAAAAUUGUCGGGGAUCGCUGAAGAAGAUAUAGUUUAUGUCACUUUUCAUAACAAGUUUAAGCAAAUUCCCUUUUACGUUGUGCUAGAUCGAGAGAAGAAUGCUGUUGUAGUGAGCAUCAGAGGCACGUUGUCUCUACAGGAUGCCCUCACUGACAUCUGGGCGGUGGGUGCUCCGCUGGACAUCCCCGGUGUGGAAGAAAGCUUCUGCCACUCGGCCAUGCUGGACUGUGCCAAGUACAUCGAGUCAGAGCUGAAGUCUUUGAAACUUCUUGACACAGCCUUCAGCUAUUUGCAGCAAGGGGCGAGUCUCGUCGUGACGGGCCACAGUCUGGGGGCGGGGGUGGCGGCGUUGUUGGCCGUCCUGCUGCGACAAGAGUACCCCAACCUAAUGUGUUUCUCCUACUCUCCCCCGGGCGGCCUCAUGAGCCCGAAGGCAAGCAAGUACGCUCUCGACUUUGUCUGUUCUGUCGUGGUGGGAAAAGAUUUGGUGCCCAGGUUGGGCAUGUCGACUCUGGCAGAUCUCAAAGUCAAGAUUUUGAAAGCUCUCAACGAGUGCCACUACCCGAAGUAUCGAAUUCUGGCGACAGGCUGCUCACGACUGGUCUGUGGUAAGCGUAGCUCCAGCAAGGACCGAUCCUCUCAGCUGCUGAUCCGAGACAAACCACUCACACGCUACAUGGAGGAGCGACCCACAGUUCUGCAGGACCACACUCUGCAGGAGGCCUUGCGGAUGGCAGAGAACCAAGCCAGUGAGGUGAUGAAGACAAACUGGCCACUGCACCCAGCCGGACAAAUCCUGCACAUUUUCGAAGUUGAAGAGUCGUCCAUCUGCGGACAAGAAGCCCAGUAUGCGGCCGUGUGGUGCGACCCCCAGGUCUUCAACAAGAUCGUCAUCAGCCACAAGAUGGUGUCCGACCACAUCCCCAACGCUGUCGCCGCGGCCUUAGAGCAGCUGGUGGAGAAGAAGUACGUGCCGCAGCAACAGCAGACUGCGCAGCUCACGCACCACUGCUGAGAUAGAUGACAUGAGA